GUUUCGACCAGGAGUAUAUAAGAUGACAGUGAGUCUUCUUGCAGUCAGUGAUGUUUUCGACAUUUUAACUUCAACAUCUUGCUUCAAAAUAGUAAAAGAGAAAAACCUUCAUCAUGAGACAUUACGCAAUUUCAACGUUGGUCGCCUACGUAUUGUUCACUGUAAUACUUGCUGUAACAAUCGCCGAGGAAAUUGGGGAAGACGUUGCAGAAAGUUGGGAAUUAAGAAGCCCACGAUGUGAGCACCACAAUCACGACGGAAAACGGUCGACGAAAUGGCUAGGAAAACUGAAGAGAACUAAAACGCAAUACGCUUCAUCGAAGCCCAAUUCACGACCGAAAUCUCAUUACGGACAGCCUUAUACCCAUAACCGUCCUCCGAAACCGCAAUACAUCCCACCAGCGACCAAUUUUAGAAUUCCACCUUACAAUCCACCAGCUUCAUAUCUAGCCCCACAUUAUUCUCAAUCAGCCGUGCAGAAUCCUAACUCUCUUCAACAGGCAUCUUACUCUCCUCAGCAUAAUUCACAGGCCUCUCACCCUCCUAACAAGAAUCCAAAUUCAAAUCCGCAAUCGUUGAGCUACGAUCCUCUAGCACACGUCUCUCCUGCCCCCACGAAAGCUCCAACUUAUGCUCCUCCUUCUUACAGUAAUGCUCCCUACCCUCAAAGUCCUGAAGAUUUCGAAGACCUUAGUCUUCCUAUGUCAGUUUACAUUCCUCCAGCGCAAGUUCACAAUCCGUCAGGUCCUUACUCUCCUGCACAGGCUCCGGUUGCAGUGUCUUACGAUCCACCAGCAACGACACAUACAGAGGCUCCAAACUACUUUGCUCCAACAAACUCUCCGUCUGCCUACACCGAAACGACUUCUUCACCUUCCUACACCGAAGCUCCCAGUCCCCAUGUUUAUAAUCCAGCGCCCCCAGCCUACGAUCCUCCGAUUGCCAGUGAAACAGAGGCUCCUUACCUUCCUUCUUCAUCACAAGUUCCAGUCUACGAUCCUCCAACAACGUACGCUCCUCAAGUCUCCACAGAACACUCUGUUUACUCACAUCCUUCUUAUGCUCAGUAUGAUGAAGCGUAUAGUCCUCCAGUGCCGACUAGAAGCACCCCAGAACCGUACAAUCCUCCAGCAGUGACUGAAAACACUCCUGAGCCUUACGUUCCAUUACAACAGCAUCAAAACACGCCAGUUCCUUACGCUCUCCCACAUCCUCCAAGCCUCGAUUCCGCAUUGUAUUAUCCAUCUGCCUCCACCGAGGCACCAGAUUAUUUUCCUCCAUCUUAUGGCGAUGCUUCCUACUCUCAAUCUUACAAUCCAACAGAACAGAACAAAAACACUCAGAUUUCUUAUUCUUUUCCACAUCCGUCCGAUUCUGCCCCGUAUUAUCCAGCUGCCUCCACCGAGGCUCCGGAUUAUUUCCAUCCGUCUUACAGUGAUUCUCCCUACUCUGAAUUUUAUAACUCGCCAGAACAGAAUAAAAACACGCAAAUUUCAUACACGUUCCCACAUCCGCCAAGCCCCGAUUCCGCCCCGUAUUAUCCACCAGUCUCUACCAAAGCACCGGAUUAUUUUCUUCCUUCCUACGAUGAAUCCCCUUACCUUGAAUCUUAUAAUCCUCCAGCAUCAAUGUACAAUGCACCUAGUUUCCCGAAUUCUAAUUUUCCAUCCUUCUCUUUUCCAUCGUUCAUGGAAUCAGUUGAUCGCUCCCCCUUGGCUACAAAGAUGUUCGUUACCCUUCCACAAACGACAGAGCGUCAGCCUACAAUCCCAGUCACAAAAAUGAAGAAUUCUUUCAAUCUGGAAGCUUUCCCCGGUUUAACGAGUUCUUGCAACAGAUGUUGAGAGGUAAAAUGUAAAAAACCUGAAAUGCUGAUUGGAAUAAAAGGCACUACAAAUCAUCCGUGACCGGGACAGUUGCUAAUGUUUCUCAUUUUCAAAGUGUUACACAGUGGGUUGGUAUCUUGUUAUAGUCUAUUGAAUGGGGAGAUAUUUAAUAUUACAUUUAUAGUUAAAGGAUGAUACAAGAAAAAUACAAGGUGUUGUUUCAUUUA
Molecule: messenger RNA, 2053 nt
Organism: Daphnia magna
Lineage: Eukaryota; Metazoa; Arthropoda; Branchiopoda; Diplostraca; Daphniidae
Product: extensin
Exons: 2
Coding region: 114-1844 (576 amino acids)
Source: RefSeq, a predicted model, not a curated record